UGGAAUCCGAGAGGCGAGAAGUCAGAAGACGAGUGUGAGUCGGGCCACUCGGGUCUCGGGCAGUCACAACUCACGAACUGCGGACGGGUGUGCCAAAAGCCCAUCGUUACUCGCUGGGCUCUUGCUGGAAAUCUGGAUUCCCACCCUUUGCGUUGAACAUAUCAAUAUUUAAUUUUGAAUAUUCUAGUCUUCAUGUCUUAAAUACAAAUCACUACUAUAUUAUGUUUAUCAGUGUUUUUAUUUUAUUUAUGGCAGCAAAGUUUUACUAGAUAUAUAAAUAUAUUAUGUACAAAUGCGAACCCCUUUUACGACCAAAUCAGUAUAGUUGUCUAUGGACCAAAUUACAGGUUUGAUAUAAAAGUAUACCUAAAAAAAACCUAAUUGUAAUGAUUUAUGUUCACAGUACGUCAGUUAUUAAUUGAAAAACAAACAAAAAAGAUCACAUAAUUCAAUAUGGAACCAUUAAGAACAACUAUUAGUGAUUGCGUGAUAAAUUCCAAGUAUUAUGAUAUAAUAUACAGUUCUAGAGUGUUGUCAAUCCCACUUAUUAGAUGUGAUGAUAAAGUAUUUAAUGGAAUUAUUAAACAGGAAAAUAUCGAUAGUAAAGUAUUUAAUAGAAUUAUUGAACAGAAAAAUAUUGAAAAUCAAGUAUUUAAUGGAAUUAUUAAAAAAGAAAUUAUUGACAAAAUUAUUGAUGGUCUUCACAAUAAUAGUCAAUUAUUACAAUUAGGUUCUAGAGUGGAGCCAUUGGCACUUAAUACAGUAUGUGGUGAUCAAAUAUUUGAUGGAGUUAAUAAACAGGAAAACAUCGAUAGUCAAGUAUUUAAUGGAAUUAUUAAAGAGGAAAUUAUUGAUGAAACCGACCAUCACGAUGAUAGUCAAUUAAUACAAAAAGGAACUGAAGAAAAAGGAAACACAAUUGAUACCGAGAUACAAAUAAAAAAAGAUUUUAUUGAGGAACAGGAAUUUGAAGGAACAGUUUUAUAUGAAAACCACUCUUCAGAAUUCAUUACUUGUAUAAAUACGGACAUGACUUUUAACAGCAUAAGGAAAAAUCCAUUUAAUGAUGUCCAUGAUAAAAUAUCUACAGCAUCCAGCUUAACUGUGUAUACAAGGAUACAUAACGGAAAAAAGCUGCAUAAAUGUGAUAUCUGUGGUAUACAGUUUUCUAAAGUAUCAGAUUUAACCAGGCAUACAAGGACACAUACAAAGGAAAAGCCAUAUAAAUGUGAUAUCUGUGAUACAGCGUUUGCUAGAGCAUCAGUUCUUACAAGGCAUAACAAAAUACAUGCCAGAGAACAGUCGUAUAAAUGUGAUAUCUGUAGUAUACAGUUGUUUAGAGCAUCACAUUUAACCAGACAUAAAAGGACACAUAUUGUAGAAAAGCCUUAUAAAUGUGAUAUUUGUGAUCAAGCUUUUUUUCAUGCAUAUCAUUUAAACAUCCAUAAAAGGACACACACCGGAAGAAGGCCGCAUAAAUGUGAUAUCUGUAAUACAGCAUUUUCUAAAACAUCACAUUUAACCAGGCAUAAAAGGACACAUACCGGAGAAAAGCCUUAUAAAUGUGAAUUUUGUGAUCAAGCUUUUGCUCAAAAGUAUAAUUUAACUACCCAUGAAAGAACACAUACCGGAGAAAAGCCGUAUAAGUGUGAUAUCUGUGGUUUACGGUUUUCUGAUGCAUCAAACUUAACAAAGCAUAGUAGGAGGUCACAUAACGGAAAAAAAUCCUUAUCAUUGUGAUAUCUGUUUCCAAUGGUUUUCUCUUUGAUCACAUUUAAAAAGUUAUAAAAAGACACAUGCCAAAGAAAACCGUAUGUCUGUAUAAAUUUACCAUCCACAAUUAAAGAUAUAAUGGCUGCACAACGAGGUGCGAUUACGAGACCUACAAAGUGUCUUAAACUUGAGCUACCAUUAUAUCUUUAAUCAUGGUAUUUUCUGUAAUAUAGCGUUUUCUAAGGCAUCAAAUUAAUAAAAUUAUACAUUCAUACGAGGAUACAUACCAGAAGUCUUUAAAAAUGCAACAUAUAUUCAAGACACAUACAAAUUAUAUUCUAACAAUACAGUUUAUUUUAUAAUUUAAUUAACAAUAAUAUCUGUAUUAUCAAUAUUUAACAUUAUUUAUUACACUACAAAACAUAAAAUAUAUUCAUAUUUUUAUUAGAUUUUCCUCAAUUUAGUCAUAAUUGGUAUAUUGUUAUUUUAAUUAUAAAAUUGUUGAUUUUUA
Acyrthosiphon pisum (pea aphid) is the source of this 2224-nucleotide messenger RNA. Its product is annotated as zinc finger protein 678. The transcript has 4 exons. Gene Ontology annotation, biological process: regulation of transcription by RNA polymerase II. Gene Ontology annotation, molecular function: RNA polymerase II cis-regulatory region sequence-specific DNA binding; DNA-binding transcription factor activity. Lineage: Eukaryota; Metazoa; Arthropoda; Insecta; Hemiptera; Aphididae. Bases 454 to 1740 code for a protein of 428 amino acids. The record is from RefSeq and is a predicted model, not a curated record.